Molecule: messenger RNA, 4218 nt
Organism: Fusarium pseudograminearum CS3096
Lineage: Eukaryota; Fungi; Ascomycota; Sordariomycetes; Hypocreales; Nectriaceae
Exons: 3
Coding region: 1-4218 (1405 amino acids)
Biological process (GO): transmembrane transport
Cellular component (GO): membrane
Molecular function (GO): ABC-type transporter activity; ATP hydrolysis activity; ATP binding
Source: RefSeq, a predicted model, not a curated record
AUGGAAUCCUCCGAUAGCAUCGACUCGACGGUCUACGAACCGACACCUCUCAAAGAAACCCCCAACGAUGACUCCGAAUGGAAGAUGAAGUCAGAAGUCAUCGGCUUCAAAGAACGUGACAAGUCCUCAGGCGUCCCAGACAGAGAACUCGGCGUCACAUGGAACAACCUCACUGUCGAUGUCAUCGCCGCCGAUGCCGCCAUCCAUGAGAACGUCCUCUCACAGUAUAACUUUCCAAGGCUUAUCAAAGAGUCUCGACAAAAGUCUCCACUCAAGACUAUCCUCGACAACAGCCAUGGCUGUGUCAAGCCUGGAGAGAUGCUGCUCGUUCUAGGUCGUCCUGGCUCUGGUUGCACUACACUUCUCAACAUGAUCUCCAACAAGAGACGCGGUUACGCCAACGUCAAGGGUGAUGUCUUUUAUGGCUCAAUGACAGCUGAAGAGGCCAAGAGAUAUCGCGGUCAGAUCGUCAUGAACAACGAAGAAGAAGUAUUCUAUCCCGCCCUGACAGUCGGCCAGACCAUGGACUUUGCCUCUCGGCUCAAGCUCCCCUUUCAGGUCCCUCAGGGUGUCAACUCACAUGAGGAACUUCGAACUGAGACCAGAGACUUCCUUCUCAAGUCUAUGGGUAUCGAACAUACCAUUGAAACCAAAGUCGGAGAUGCGUUUGUACGUGGUGUGAGCGGUGGAGAGAGGAAGCGUGUUUCCAUCAUAGAGACUAUGGCCACCCAGGGCUCGGUCUUUUGCUGGGACAACUCUACUCGUGGUUUAGACGCAAGCACUGCUUUGGAGUAUACCAAGGCCAUCCGCGCAAUGACCGAUGUCAUGGGCCUAGCUUCCGUCGUCACCCUCUACCAAGCCGGCAACGGUAUCUACGACCUCUUCGACAAAGUCCUUGUUCUAGACGAAGGACAGCAAGUCUACUACGGCCCUCUCAAGGAAGCCAAGCCUUUUAUGGAGAGCAUGGGUUUCAUCUGUCAAUAUGGAGCCAAUGUAGCAGACUACCUGACCGGUGUGACUGUUCCUACCGAGAGACAGAUCCAUCAAGACUAUCAGAACCGAUUCCCACGCACAGCAAAAGCUCUCCGGGCUGAGUACGAAAAGUCACCAAUCUACGAACGAGCACGAUCUGAAUACGACUAUCCUACCACUGACAUUGCCAAGGAAAAGACAAAGGCUUUCCAAGAGGGCGUCCGCCAGUUCAAAGACAAGAAAUUGCCUGACAGCGAUCCCAUGACGGUCGGUUUCUUGGAUCAGACCAAGGCAUGCAUCAUCCGUCAGUACCAGAUCGUUCUUGGAGACAAGGCCACCUUCUUCAUCAAGCAGAUAUCAAUGAUCGUCCAAGCCCUUAUCGCCGGUUCUCUCUUCUACAACGCUCCAGAUAAUUCAAGCGGCCUCUUUGUCAAGUCCGGUGCCGUCUUUGUCGCUCUUCUCUCCAACUCGCUCGUCUCCAUGUCUGAGGUCACUGAUUCCUUCACUGGUCGCCCUGUUCUUCUCAAGCACAAGUCCUUUGCUAUGUAUCAUCCUGCCGCUUUCUGUAUUGCUCAGAUUGCUGCUGAUAUACCCAUCAUAUUGAUGCAAGUCACUACAUUUUCCGUCGUUGAGUAUUUCAUGGUUGGACUUACCAGGACCGCUGGGCACUUUUUCACCUUCUGGAUCAUCUUGGUUGCCAUCACCAUUUGCAUUACCGCCCUCUUCCGAGCCGUCGGAGCUGCCUUCAAGAACUUCGACGAUGCUUCCAAGGUCUCUGGUCUUUUCAUUACUGCGACAAUCAUGUACUCUGGCUAUCUCAUCCAGAAGCCCUUGAUGCACGAUUGGUUCGUCUGGAUCUUCUGGAUUGACCCUCUGGCAUACGCUUUCGACGCUCUUCUAUCGAACGAAUUCCACGGAAAGAUCAUCCCUUGUGUUGGCAACAGUCUUGUUCCCAGUGGCCCUGGUUUCAACAAUGGCGAUCACCAGGCUUGUGCUGGUGUGGGUGGAGCGAAGCCCGGUCAGACAUUUGUUACCGGUGAUGACUACUUGGCUUCGCUUUCCUAUGGAUAUGAUCACCUUUGGAGAAACUUUGGUAUCAUCUGGGCUUGGUGGCUUCUUUUCGUUGCUAUUACCAUCUUCUUCACCACCAAGUGGCAUGCCUCUUCCGAAGACGGUCCAUCUCUGGUCAUCCCACGAGAGAACGCUCACAUUACCGCAGCCCUUCGUCAAUCCGACGAAGAGGGUCAGACCAAGGGCGAGAAGAAGAUGAUUGGUAGUCAAGAGGACGGUGUCAUCUCGGGUGAUGACACCGACACCAGCGCCGUCGCCGAUAACCUCGUUCGCAACACUUCAGUCUUUACUUGGAAGAACCUGACUUACACCGUCAAGACACCCUCCGGGGACCGCGUUCUUCUCGACAACGUCCAAGGUUGGGUCAAGCCAGGUAUGCUGGGAGCUCUCAUGGGCGCGUCUGGUGCUGGAAAGACAACCCUUCUCGAUGUUCUUGCACAGCGCAAGACAGAUGGUACCAUUCGCGGUUCAAUCAUGGUCGAUGGCCGUCCCCUGCCAGUUUCUUUCCAGCGCUCAGCAGGUUACUGUGAGCAGCUUGAUGUACAUGAACCCUAUGCUACUGUCCGCGAAGCCCUCGAGUUCUCCGCCUUACUUCGACAAAGCCGUGAUACACCUCGCGAGGAGAAGCUGAAGUAUGUUGACACCAUCAUUGACCUUCUCGAACUUCACGACAUCGCCGAUACCCUCAUUGGAAAGGUUGGUGCCGGAUUGAGCGUUGAGCAGCGCAAGCGUGUCACCAUUGGUGUUGAGCUUGUCUCCAAGCCUAGCAUUCUUAUCUUCCUGGACGAGCCUACUUCUGGCCUUGAUGGGCAAUCUGCUUAUAACACUGUUCGCUUCCUACGAAAGCUGGCUGCUGUCGGCCAAGCUGUCCUUGUCACCAUCCACCAACCUUCGGCUCAACUAUUCUCCCAAUUCGAUACACUUCUUCUCCUUGCCAAGGGCGGCAAGACUGUGUACUUUGGUGAUAUUGGUGAUCAAGCCAAGACUGUCUCUGGCUACUUUGGACGCUAUGGUGCGCCUUGCCCCAAGGAUGUCAACCCAGCUGAGUUCAUCAUCGAUGUUGUCUCUGGUCAUCUGUCCCAAGGCAAAGACUGGAACCAAGUCUGGCUAUCCUCACCCGAACACGCCACUGUUGAGAAGGAACUUGACCACAUGAUCACCGACGCUGCUUCCAAGCCCCCUGGCACAACCGAAGACGGUCACGAGUUUGCCACGUCGCUCUGGGAGCAGACUAAACUCGUCACCCAGCGCAUGAACGUAUCCCUGUAUCGCAACACAGAUUACAUCAACAACAAGUAUGCGCUCCACGUCUUCUCAGCUCUCUUCAACGGGUUUACCUUUUGGCAAAUUGGUUCAUCGGUCGCUGAGCUCCAACUUAAGCUGUUCACCAUCUUCAACUUCAUCUUUGUGGCACCUGGUGUCAUGGCUCAGCUCCAGCCUUUGUUCAUCCAGCGUCGAGAUAUCUUUGAGACGCGCGAGAAGAAGUCCAAGAUGUACUCCUGGGUUGCGUUCGUCACCGGCCUCAUUGUUUCCGAAGUUCCCUAUCUUUGUGUCUGCGCUGUCAUCUACUAUGUCUGCUGGUACUACACCGUCGGUUUCUCUGAUCACUCAUCUCGCGCCGGUGCAACAUUUUUCGUCAUGCUCAUGUACGAGUUCAUCUACACCGGUAUCGGCCAGUUCAUCGCCGCUUAUGCACCCAGCGAAGUCUUCGCAUCGCUGGUGAACCCUCUCGUCAUCACUAUCCUUGUCUCUUUCUGUGGUGUUCUUGUGCCAUACGCUAGCAUUCAGGUCUUCUGGCGAUACUGGCUUUACUACAUCAACCCGUUCAACUACUUGAUGAGCAGCAUGCUUACCUUUGGUAUAUGGGGUUCUGAGGUCAAGUGCAAAGACAAGGAGUUCGCUCGCUUCAGUCCCCCCAAUGGCACUACUUGUGGCGAGUACCUCUCUGAGUGGCUCACCAAGGUUCCCAGUAACCUCAUCAACCCUGAUGCUACCGAUGAGUGCAUGGUGUGCUCGUACACCAAGGGCGAGGAUUACCUUCGCACUCUCAACAUCAAGGAGUACUCCUACGGUUGGAGGAAUGCUGGCAUCACCGCUGCCUUUGUCUUUACUUCCUAUGCUCUUGUUUAUAUCUUGAUGAAGCUCCGAACAAAGGCUUCCAAGAAGGCAGAGUAG